AUGGCUACCCAAAACCCAACUGUCUCUGCACAAAACCUCCGCGAUGCCGACGACGUAGAUGACCUUCUCUGCUCAGGAAUCGCCGCCGCCGUAGCCGACGGAGAUGCGAAUCACAGUCAUUCCUUAGAAGAAGAAGAAGAAGUUCAGUCCUCUAGUUUGGUUCGCCCGAAUGGGUACUUGCGUGGAGAGGCGUGGAUUGAGAGAGCGUGGACUCACUGGAAAAAAAUUGGACAGCCGAAACUCAUUGUUGCACCUAUGGUCGACAACUCGGAGCUUCCUUUUCGUAUGCUCUGUCGUAAGUACGGCGCUGAAGCUGCUUAUACCCCUAUGCUACACUCGCGUAUUUUCAACGAAGACGAGAAGUAUCGCUCUGUAGAAUUUACUACCUGCAAGGAGGAUCGCCCACUUUUUGUUCAGUUCUGUGCGAAUGACCCAGACACUUUGCUGGAAGCAGCCCGGAGAGUAGAACCUUAUUGUGAUUAUGUGGACAUCAACUUAGGGUGUCCCCAGCGUAUUGCAAAGCGGGGGAACUAUGGAGCUUUCCUCAUGGAUAAUCUUUCAGUUGUUAGGGCUCUGGUAGAAAAAUUGGCUCAAAAUCUUAGCGUUCCUGUUUCAUGCAAAAUCCGUGUCUUCCCUGAUUUGCAAGAUACCAUCAAUUAUGCCAAGAUGUUGGAGGAAGCUGGUUGUGCUCUUUUAGCAGUGCAUGGACGAACAAGAGAUGAAAAAGAUGGGAAGAAAUUUCGAGCCAACUGGCCUUUCAUCAAGGCUGUUAGAGAUUCAGUGAGAAUUCCUGUCCUUGCUAAUGGGAAUAUACGUCAUAUGGAUGAUGUACAAAAUUGUUUGGAAGAGACUGGUGCAGAUGGGGUACUUUCAGCUGAGACUCUUCUUGAGAAUCCAGCCCUUUUUGCUGGAUAUUUGACUACUGAAUGGGCAUCUGUGAGUAAUGGAACCAUGGAAGAUGGACAGUUAGACCAGGCUGAGUUAUUAGUGGAGUAUUUGAAGUUUUGCGAGAGAUAUCCUGUGCCAUGGAGAAUUAUUCGGUCUCAUGUGCACAAGAUGUUGGGAGAGUGGUUCAGAAUCCAUCCAGAUGUAAGAGAGGAUCUAAAUAAACAAUCAAAACUGACAUUUGAGUUUCUACAUGGCUUGGUAAAUCGACUAAGGGAACUCGGCGUGAGGAUACCCCUGUUUUUGAAGAAACCCCACAAAGAAUGCUUACAAGUGGAGUAGAGACACGAAAAAAUUGGUUUUCUACAUGCCUUGUUCCAUGACCCAUUUUUUCUUGAUGUCAACAAUAUAGAAGCUGGAAUCUGCAGCACCAGAUUACAGCAAGGUUUGAUCUAAUUAUCAAAUUCACUACUUGGUUACUCGAUUUGAACUUGUUCAUUCAUUCUGAGAAUUGUACGGUUGAUGUUGUUUAAAACAUUGUGAAAUUACACAUUUGGAGUAUAUACAUACAUCCAUGGGUAAGAAGCAAGCUUUCUCAAGUAUACUAUGUCAAGAAAGUUUACAUUGCACUACUAGAUUUGAAAUUAAUUAUUUCUCUUGUAACCCAUAUAUUUUGUUGUAACAUUUGCUUCUUUGUAACCCCAAGAAACACUGCAAUCUUGAUAAUUUCAGCCCGCAACACACUGUUCAGAGAGCUCUGAAUUGGGAUAAUGAAUUGAAGUGUGUGGUGGAAAGGUCUGAGUGGCAUGAAUGCGUCCAAGAGUGCUUUGUCUUGGGAUCUUAUGGUGCCAUAUUGCCAUCAUCAGUACGCAUAAAAGAGAUCAUGAUGUAAUGGGGGUCCUUCGCAGUCUCUUCUGCGUCCUACCUCCAUGUGAGGAUGUGGAGCCUCCCUCCUCUCCCUGUUAUACAGCUCUAAAGGUCAGGUGCUUCCAAAUUCUUGUGUGUGAUGCUGGAAAGAUUUGGGGUAACUUAGCUCUGCCUCUGGAUACUGCAGAUAAUAUCCAUAGGAUUGCUUUCUGCUAAUUUUACGGAUCUCAUUCUUAGUUCUUAACUAAUUAUAUAGUUUUUGCUGCAAUGGGACAGGUUAACUACUAGUCUACUACUUCUACAAUUGGACAAUAUAUAUUUAUUGAUGUAACAUGUGUUGUAUUUGAAACAAAUACUCAUUGGUCCCCCUAGAGUUACACGUGAAUUGGUGGUACUAAUGCUUCAAUUUUUAUUUUAUUUUA
Messenger RNA from Ipomoea triloba (trilobed morning glory), 2174 nucleotides. Its product is annotated as tRNA-dihydrouridine(16/17) synthase [NAD(P)(+)]-like. Lineage: Eukaryota; Viridiplantae; Streptophyta; Magnoliopsida; Solanales; Convolvulaceae. The transcript has 3 exons. The record is from RefSeq and is a predicted model, not a curated record. Gene Ontology annotation, molecular function: tRNA dihydrouridine synthase activity; flavin adenine dinucleotide binding. Gene Ontology annotation, biological process: tRNA processing. Bases 1 to 1227 code for a protein of 408 amino acids.